AUGGUCGAGUUUGCCCGAUGGGUGGAUGCCUUCUGUCCUCCAAACAAUCAGCUCCAUUACGCCACGAACUAUUCAGAUGCUUCGCACCUACGCCCUUACAUGUGCGCCUGGCGCGCAGACACAGGGUGCUCUGGGUUCUUCGAGCCAGACUUGGCUUUGAUGCUCAUGGAGUUAAUUCUCUCCGAAGGGUUCUUGUCUGAUCCCGACCUUCCUGGCUGUGAGAAAGUCGCAGCAACACAGAUUCCUCAAGAGUAUCUCGAUGCUGAGUAUGUGGCAUUGCCGAAGGGCGAAGCCUAUGUGAAUCGCUGGAUGGCGGAGCAUUGCUGCCUUGUUCAAGUGGACGAGACCUUGCAGGGAGCAGUGGCAGGCUUUCUGACUUUCAAGGAGCAAUUCCGUGGCCGGCCAGGAGGGGAGCUGUUACUGUUGCGCUGCCGAGUCUGUAGGUAUGCUGUGGUGUCCUUUGACGCAACGAUUUGGCCCGCGAACGCAUCACAAGUGUCGAACGCGACGAGUGUGCUGUCACAGUUGUUGGCGAUGUCGUCAACGCACAUGGGAUGGGUGUUGUACCCUAUUCUGCAGAGCCAAACGACGCAACAAGCGAUGGUGAAGCGCAGACACCUUUUGGAUUUGGCACUGUUGAAGGGCCAGGUGUCUCUGGGAAACAGUGUGCAAGUUCUGUACACAAAACCUACGAGUACAGCCAAAGACUCGCGGUCGUUGGCCCAACCUGCUCUUGCAACAUUUCACCAGACUUACAAUGAUCCUGCGUGGGCAUCGUCAGAGGCCGUCAAACAGGGCAAGGUGGGCCCCUGCCCAUUGUUGAAGAUCGCGGACUUCCAAGGGUAUGAUGACACUUCCAAGCCUGGGGCUUCAGCGAGGGCAGAGCAGAAGGGUAUCGAGUGCGCCGAUGCUAUGAUUGACGGUCUUUUGGACGGGAUGCAGCUGACCGACAGCGACCGUGUGUUCUGGAUAGACUUGGUGCCCAACGAGUUUGCCGAGUUUAGCAGAGCGUGCGCAGAGAGAAAUUGGAAGAAUGCCCGCAAAGUGCUGUAUGUGGGCUUCUUGAACGCGAAGCAGGUCGCGCGAGCUACGCGAAGUUUGCGGGACUAUGUCUACAAGGGUUGGGAUGAAUCCUCGGCUGCUCCGGCAAAGACACGCCCACCGGAUGAGCAGGAGAGCAAGCCGCCCCCGGAGCUACAAAUUCUUGCCUUUGAAGGAGGGCGCGCAGUUUGGCCACGGCCUUUGCUGAGUCGCUUUGAUCCGGGGACGGAAGAACACUCAAUGAUGGCGGCCAAGAAGGCCGAAUUCGAUGCUGCUUUUCCGCAGUCGGCUGCAGAGACCAGGAACCCGGCUCCUGGCAGAACUUCAGGACAGCCGCAGCGUGCAGGAGGCCUGUGCGACUUUUCGAUAGACGGUGGCUUGGAGCCCUUGGACGUCCAACGCGAGAUUUCCUUAGCGGCCGUGACUGAUGCUGACUUCGAAGCUGAGCGGAACGGAAGGCUGGGCAUGUCAGAGAGCAAAGCUGGGAAACCAGCAGUGCUGAUUGCCUCGAACCUCAACAUCUGGUUGGGGAAUGGGGCGGAUGAGGACAUGACUUUCAAGUGUCAAGAGCUGUUCGGAUUUGGUGUUGGUGCGUUUGAGGAGAAAGUUGCGAGCGAUCCCAAUGCAGAGAGCAAUGUCCUGCCCUUCUGUUUGCGCACGGAUCUGGAUUUGGUGGCCUACAACAUGGAAGUGUACCCGCUAUGCUCGUACCUUCGAUUCCUUGCCAUUGAGAAGGGAUUUGGUGAAGUGCAGGCAACCGGUGAAGAUCCUGUGCCUGUGACGUUCCGCUAUGAGAUCCAUCCGAAGGAGUCGAAGGUGACGCAUGUUUUCCGGCCACGGUCGGAACAGUCGACGCAAGGCACCACCAUCUUUCGACCGCAAUCUCUUGGCCAG
Molecule: messenger RNA, 1935 nt
Organism: Durusdinium trenchii
Lineage: Eukaryota; Dinophyceae; Suessiales; Symbiodiniaceae
Source: the annotation of a GenBank genome assembly